AAGGUGACAAAACCUUUCUGGUGUCCAACAUGUCAAAGCACUUCAGAGGAGUCCUGUGCUGCUACUCUCACCAACACAACUUGCCCUAAAGCUGAUUUCUGCCUGGCUUUGUGGGAUGAAAAAGUCUUCACGAGGAAGUGUAUCAAUAAAAAGAUGCUUGGUGUGCUGACAAAAAACUGCAGGCGUGGGAGCUCCAUGGAAUGGGAAUGUAAUCGAAAGCGAAAUUAUCACGUGACGGUGUGUAACCAGCCAGGCUGCACAGCUAAUGUGACAGAAAUUUCUACAGAGAAUGAAAUCCGCGAAGAUUCUUCCUUUAGGUGCCCCACCUGUCCGCUAGGCAAGAAUUCCCAGCGAUGCGACAAUGAAAUGAUGAUGACCGAAUGUCCAAUGGCUACCCGGUGCGUGGUGCUGCGUGUGAAUGGUACACUUGACGUCGAGAACCUUUUUACGCGCAGUUGUGUAAAUGAAAAGAUAUUUAAAAUGAUCAACAGAGGUUGCAAAAACAGGCAUGGUUGUGAAAUUGCUUCCUGUACUCAGUCUGGUUGCAAACCGAUGCUAUAGUGUUGAGCUGACACAUUUUUGUGACGGUUAUGUCGUGAACGUAAUAUUUCCUCUGUUUUUUAUGAGCCACACUUUGAGAGCCUGUUAGGUGAAAAUGUGUUUGAUGCAUAUUAGACACUUUUUUUUAAGUAUGUACAGUCGUAUAAUACACCAAAUCCUCCUUUGUAUAUUUGAAGGCUCAAUUAGUUCAAGUUGUAGUGUAUUUCUAGAGUAAUAUAUCAAUUUUUCCAUCAACAGAGGACGCAAGCUAACAGCAUUACUUGUUAAAAAGUGGCAUUCACCUUGUCCGAAUCUGUAACUCCGAAUAACCUCCGUAGUAUAUGUUAGUCCAGACCGCCAUAUUCGGACGGCAACACAAUAAAAAUGUAGUUUUUGUGUGCAGGUUUCUCCCGGGCAAUAUCUGUAUGCCGCAGUAUUGAAAUAAAGAUAUAUAUUACCACA
Stylophora pistillata is the source of this 1002-nucleotide messenger RNA. RefSeq lists its product as uncharacterized. NCBI's taxonomy places the organism in Eukaryota, Metazoa, Cnidaria, Anthozoa, Scleractinia, Pocilloporidae. The record is from RefSeq and is a predicted model, not a curated record.